AAUUUGCUUGCCUGCGUCCGAGAGGAGAAAACGAGAGGGGGUUGGUAAAGUCCAGUGUGGUGGGUAAAAUGCUCCAGUUCCCUCCGUUCAUGCGGCAGUUCCCUUCGCCGCCUCUCAUCCCUUCAUCCACACUGCUUCCAUUGCUGGCAUCCUCUCACAAUGAUGAGCUGCUACUCGCCAUGGAGGAAUCUGAGCUCGAAGAUCGGUGGAAUGAAAUCAGAAAGGCAAACAGCAACCUGCCUGUGAUUGGGAAGGUAGUUCAUGACUACAAAGAAGAUAUAGAUGCUGAUGCUGAAGAUGACGAUGCCGACAAUCUGGAAGAAUCUGAUGGUGAUGAAUUCGAGCAAGAAACAGGUUAAGUUUUGCAAAUAACUUUGGAAUUUGAGAAGCUAAGGUUGGUAGAAGUUUUCUGGCCUUAGUUUCCUUCUGAAGUUAACUUCAUAAUGUUUUCUUAAUCUUAGUUUGUUGGCAUCAGGUUUUCUGCUUGUUAAUCCUAUGAACCAUUAUUUGUGCUUCAUGAACUCGAAACGUUCCUUAUGCUUCACCUUUCAUUGUGUUAAAAAGUGUUUUCAUCUUAGCUUUCUUUUAAAGUUUUAUUCACCCUCAUGUUUGCGUGCUGC
Molecule: messenger RNA, 620 nt
Organism: Phalaenopsis equestris
Lineage: Eukaryota; Viridiplantae; Streptophyta; Magnoliopsida; Asparagales; Orchidaceae
Exons: 2
Coding region: 69-359 (96 amino acids)
Biological process (GO): regulation of mitotic cell cycle spindle assembly checkpoint
Cellular component (GO): anaphase-promoting complex
Source: RefSeq, a predicted model, not a curated record